Messenger RNA from Pestalotiopsis fici W106-1, 1998 nucleotides. RefSeq lists its product as uncharacterized. Bases 1 to 1998 code for a protein of 665 amino acids. The transcript is spliced from 5 exons. The record is from RefSeq and is a predicted model, not a curated record. Lineage: Eukaryota; Fungi; Ascomycota; Sordariomycetes; Amphisphaeriales; Sporocadaceae.
AUGCCCAAGCAAUAUCCGGGACUCGGUCUCCCCCUUCAAUACUGUGGCAACGAGCAAGACAAUUAUCCCAUUGGUCUUUUCGCUAGCUACCAAAAUACCGUGUCUGAUAUACUUCCUGUCCGAGAACUCGCCAUGAUGAGCAUCAUGGAUCGACUUUCGGAUAAGGAAGAUUGGCACAAGAAGGUCUUUGAUGAUACGAUUGUAUCCAAAUGGCGUGAAGAAGCUCUAGCAAUUCCAGAUGAGCAGUUCAGGGCCCUAGCGAGGGUUGCCAAGCAUCAGAAGUGGAAUCACAAAAACGAGGUUACUCUUUUGGAUGCACCUCCUCAGUCUGAGUAUCGAAUGCUAAAGGAUAUCAUGAACCAAAAUUCUUUUGAUUGUUGUAUCAAGGAACUUCAAAGUAAAGCUAGAUACUUUGAAAAGACUGGUAUCGUACCCACGCUCGACGCCUGCGCGUCCAUUGUAAAGGCAGACAAUCUAGUUCCCUCUUCCCUUCAUACGGCCUUGCGCGACGCUCUUGACAUUCUCAAGAGAGAACAGUCAGCAGACCCCGACUGGCAUCCGGGAUCACAAGAUAAGGUACAGGAUCUACUGCAUCCAUCCAUGUAUCCCCUGGUAUAUGGACGCAGUAGAGUUCUAAAGGACGAGGUUGUUGGUGUCAGCGAUGCCAUCGGGACAUGGGCUGGAAAGGGCGAUAUCAUUCCCAAGGAAGAUUGGGACAUAUUUCCAUCGCUUCCAGAAGACGAAGCUCAGUAUUGGUCCGAAACGUACCAAUGGCUGCCAUCAAACCUUGCUUUCCAAGGGGAUGGUUCCGUCAAGUUUACCAGCUACAUCAAUAACCUUCAUCCAGAAAAAUACUCCUCUAUCUAUCGCACGAUUGAGAAGCUCAUCGAUAUAACGCUUCCUGCUUGGGAUCAGUGUCUUGCCACUCACAAAAAUAGCAAUGCAGCAGUUCAGCCAGGAAGAUGCAGUUCAAGGUUUCCUUACCCAGAUGAUCCCAACGACUGGAAUGCCGAGCAUUGGUUCCCUUCUGACCCUCGGGAAGUUGCAGACGUGGGGAUGGAUUGGACAGAGAUUUACGGAAGCGAAUAUCAUCCCCAAGAUGCUGAAAAAUGGGUUUAUCUACGACAACCAGUCAAUCCAGAGCCUUCCUACAAAGAGAUAAACUAUACAAUUGCAUCAAAGGACAGGCUUGCACAGAGGUUUCGUGACUCUGGUCUCCAAGUCAUUGUCAAAAUGGCGUCUAUAGAGCUUACGCCAGAGAAGCCUGAUUUUCCAGCAGGAGGUUGGCACGUCGAAGGACAAAUGAAUGAGCGCAUUUGCGCAACGGCCCUGUUCUAUGUAGACAGCGAGAAUAUUUCACCCAGCAGUCUUGCAUUCCGUAUGCGGACAUCGGAUGAACUGCAAGAAGAACUUGAUAUUGGGCAGGAUGAGUAUCACUGGCUAGAGCAGGUCUAUGGAACAGAGUUGGGGCCUUCCAACGCUCCUUGUAUUCAGAACUAUGGCAGCGUUCACACGAAUCAAGGAAGAAUCCUCGCGUUUCCGAACGUAUUUCAACACAGAGUGUCCCCUUUUCAGCUGGAGGAUCCGACCAAAGCUGGCCAUCGCCGCUUCAUUGCGCUGUGGCUCGUGGACCCUACUUGGCGCAUAGUCUCGACAGCCAAUGUGCCUCCGCAACAGUCGGACUGGUGGAUUGAUUCUGUCUUUGGAGAUUCGAUCGAAGCGCAGAAAGUUUCAACUAAAAAGAUGCCCCCCGAAAUCUUGACACUUUUGAAAGAAAAAGGCCUUGCUCCAGAUGUUUCCAUAAAGGAGAAAACAACAUUGCCGCCAGAAUUGAGAAAUAUGGUGCGCGAUCAUUUCAACGCUGCUCGAGACUCGCUACCAAUGACGUUACAAGAAGCCAAGGAACACAGGCUAAAGCUAAUGGAGGCUCGCACUGCAUUCCUCAAGACAGACCAAGGUGGAUGGCAGGAGAACACAUAUUCAUUCUGCGAACAUUGA